Choloepus didactylus (southern two-toed sloth) is the source of this 4203-nucleotide messenger RNA. RefSeq names its product DExD-box helicase 52 (gene DDX52). Gene Ontology annotation, cellular component: 90S preribosome. Bases 22 to 1821 code for a protein of 599 amino acids. NCBI's taxonomy places the organism in Eukaryota, Metazoa, Chordata, Mammalia, Pilosa, Megalonychidae. Gene Ontology annotation, biological process: maturation of SSU-rRNA. Gene Ontology annotation, molecular function: ATP binding; nucleic acid binding; RNA helicase activity. The record is from RefSeq and is a predicted model, not a curated record. The transcript has 15 exons.
UGCAGGGGUUUCUGGGUAAAGAUGGACGUCCACGACCUGUUUCGCAGACUCGGCGCGGGGGCUAAAUUCGAUGUAAGACGCUUCUCGGCAGACGCAAGCCGUUUCCAGGUAGGAAAAAGGAAAUAUGACUUUGAUUCUUCAGAAAUGCUGCAGGGAUUGGACUUUUUCCAAAACAAGAAGUCUGUCCCAGGUGAGUGUGGAAUAUCAAGAAGACAUCAGGAGCUCCAAGAUGAAGAGAAAAAAGAAAGCCUGUUUGAAAGGAAGAGGGAGCCGAACAAGAAAAAAAGGAAGAUAACUUCAGAAAUUACUUCUCAAGAAGAAGGAACUACUAUACAGUGGAUAUCAUCUGUGGAAGCAAAGAUUGAAGAUAAAGAAGUUAAAGGAAAAAAUAAACUAACUUCAGAAAAAUUGGAACUUCUCAGAAAGGAGAAGAUAAACUUCUUCCGGAAUAAACACAAAAUUCAUGUUCAAGGAACUGAUCUUCCGGACCCAAUUGCUACAUUUCAGCAACUUGACCAGGAAUAUAAAAUCAAUUCUCGAUUGCUUCAGAACAUUCUAAAUGCAGGCUUCCAGAUGCCUACACCAAUCCAAAUGCAAGCCAUUCCAGUUAUGUUGCAUAGUCGGGAACUCCUGGCUUCUGCUCCUACUGGAUCUGGAAAGACUUUAGCUUUUAGCAUUCCCAUUUUAAUGCAGCUGAAACAACCCACAAAUAAAGGCUUCAGAGCUCUGAUUAUAUCACCAACACGAGAACUUGCCAGCCAGAUUUACCGAGAAUUAGUAAAAAUCUCUGAUGGAACAGGAUUCAGGAUACACAUGAUUCACAAAGCAGCAGUGGCAGCCAAAAAAUUUGGACCUAAAUCAUCUAAGAAGUUUGAUAUUCUUGUGACUACUCCAAAUCGACUAAUCUACUUAUUAAAGCAAGAUCCUCCAGGAAUAGAUCUAACAAGUGUUGAGUGGCUGGUAGUAGAUGAAUCAGACAAACUCUUUGAAGAUGGCAAAACUGGGUUCAGAGACCAGCUGGCUUCCAUUUUCCUGGCCUGCACAUCUCACAAGGUCAGAAGAGCUAUGUUCAGUGCAACUUUUGCAUAUGAUGUUGAACAGUGGUGCAGACUCAACCUGGACAAUGUUGUUACUGUAUCUGUUGGAGCAAGGAAUUCUGCAGUAGAGACUGUAGAACAAGAACUUCUCUUUGUUGGGUCUGAGACUGGAAAACUUCUGGCUAUGAGAGAACUUGUUAAAAAGGGUUUCAAUCCACCUGUUCUUGUUUUUGUUCAGUCCAUUGAAAGGGCUAAAGAACUUUUUCAUGAACUCAUAUAUGAAGGUAUUAAUGUGGAUGUUAUUCAUGCAGAGAGAACACAGCAACAGAGAGAUAAUACAGUCCACAGCUUCAGAGCAGGAAAAAUAUGGGUUCUUAUUUGUACAGCCUUGUUAGCAAGAGGGAUUGAUUUUAAAGGUGUGAACUUGGUGAUCAACUAUGACUUUCCGACCAGCUCAGUGGAAUAUAUCCACAGGAUAGGUCGAACUGGAAGAGCAGGGCAUAAAGGAAAAGCUGUUACGUUUUUCACUGAAGAUGAUAAACCGUUAUUAAGAAGAGGAGUUAAGUACAUAAACAUCAGUUUGACAAGAGACAAAUUUAUGGAUUCCUUUUUCAGUGUUGCCAAUGUUAUACAGGAAGCUGGAUGUCCUGUACCCGAAUACAUAAAAGGUUUUAAAAAACUACUAAGCAAACAAAAGAAAAAGAUGAUUAAGAAACCAUUGGAAAGAGAGAGCAUUAGUACAACUCCAAAAUAUUUCUCAGAAAAAGCUAAGGACAAACAGUAAGUACAUGGAAAAAGGUCACUGAUCAACUAGAGGUCACAGCAAGAAGAAAGUAGCUCUUGAAGAAAGAAGUUAAAACCAAACUUUUUAGAAGACUAGACCAGAAAUGUAAUUUUAUGAUCCCAGCAUGGAUGUUGUUUUCGUGGAAUACUUCAAGUCAACCUGUACAAACAUUUGAAACCAAAUGCAUGGGGAUGGUGAAAAAUUAUGAUUCUAAAAUAUCAGUCAUGUCAUAUUUCAAUUUGUAGAUCACUUUUAAAUGAUUAUGUGGUUUGAAUCCAAAGAGAUAACUUCUUAUAGAAGAACAAAAGCUUAUGUUAAAAAUAAGAACACCCAUUUGUGGUGAACUCCUAAGGAUUUUUCCCUUCAAAUGUGAAGGAAGGUGUGAUGUAUGCUGUAGAGAGGCAUCUAGAAUGAAUUUCAAAGUAAAGCCUUGAGAUUGAAUGCCCUUUUUUUGUUUGUUUUAAUGGAUGGACAAGAAGAACAUAGGCUGCUGAAGAAAUCUACAGCUCUCUUUAUUUUACUGUUUCUUAAUUUGUUCAUGGUCAUCUUGUGGUGUGAGCUACAGCUCUUCUGUGGCUGGUCAUUCAAAUUCCCUAGGAUUUUUUAUUCCUUGGUUUAUUAAAUAUUCUUAUACCAACGUAGCUCAUACCUUACCUGUCAUGAUGUUGUAACUAAAAAGAUUAUGUUCAGCCUCUCCCUAUCUUGCUUCAUUUUCCGUAUGUAACAGUGCUCUCCUGCUUCUUUCCAUGCGAGAUGAUUUUGCUUGAAAACUGAUAAAUGUUUUAUCCUGCUAAGGAAGAAUGUUCCUGCUACUCGAUAUACCUAUGACUUCAUUCUCUCCCAGCUUAUCUUUCCUGAGGCUUUAAGCUCUUCAUCCAUUUAGUAACCAGAUCCCUGUCAAAUGUAAAGGAAUUAUGAUUAUACAGUGAUGGAAAAUAUUCUCGGCUAUUAGCAGAUUUUUCUUAGUUUCUACUUUUGUACAGUGGAAUAAAAACAUUAAAUUUAUACAUAACAAGAACUAGAAGCAUGCUUGACACAUAAAUGUUAGCUAUUAUUAUCAGUACUUCUACAAUUCCAUAGUGAAAGUAGCCUUUCCUCAGCAGCAUUUGGAUUAAACCUGUUUCCUUUAUUCUCUGCUUUUUAUUCUAGAUUCAGGACAGGUAGACUCCAAUUUGAAUACUUAAAUGGUACAGAAAUUGUUCAUCUUCAUGGUUUAUUUAAAUGGAGAACUAUUUCACCAGGUUGCAGAGAAUAACAGAAGGACUUUGAUUUGUUUUUCAUUCUUGCAAAUGGAUCCUUGAUGCAAUAUAUAUUCUGGAGGCAGGUAUAAUGGUGCUACGCAUUUGCCAGCUAUGUGAUUUUGGAUAAGUUCUUUAAUUUCUCAGAGCAUCAGUUUUUUUCUUCUGUGCAAUUGGAGGUAAUAUUAACUAUGUCUCAAGAUUGGAAGUACCUAGUACUGUGCCUGAUACAUAGUAAACUCAACAAACAUUCCUCCAACAAACAUUUUAGUUUUUUAUAGAAAUACUAGAUUUGAAAACACAGUCCCUUCUCUUACAAUGUAGUAGUGGAGAUAAGGAGCAAAUAGUGUGGCAAAUGCUGAAGAAUCAAAGGAGGGCAUAUAACCCAGAUUAGGGUGUUGUAGGCUUCCCAGAGGCCUGAGCUGAGUCUUGUAGGAGUCAGCAGGCAAAGAAGGGCAGUAACAUUCCAGGAAGAAACAGAUCAUAUCUUCUGUGAACCUUGAUAAAUUCCCUUCAUUUGACUUUAUUUCCUCUUUUAAAUAUUUUCUUCUAUGUAUCCAUCCAUAAAUAAACUGUCUACAUAAACCUCCACCAACCUGAUUUAUCAGUGGAUUAUGAAAUUUGUACUUUCAGGUUAGUUGGAAUGAUCUAUACAAAUUUAAGUUUUACCUAAGGAAGCAGUGGAGUGAAAUUAGUGAAUUAGACAAUUAUGACAAAAGAGUAAAUGGUAGUUGAUAGCGCCAGGGAAAUGAACAAUGACUUUCAAGUCAAACUGACCUGUGUUUGAAUCCUGACCCUGCUGCUUGCAGCUGUCUUUCCUGAGCAAAUCGCAACAUCAACUUUUUUUGACCUUGGUUUUCUAAUCUGUAAAAUGCCAAUACUAACAUUUAGGAAUUUUAAAAAUGCACAUGAAGUUCCUGACCAGUAAUUUGUGCCCAAUAAGUGAGAGUUAUUACAAAUUGUUUCCAGGUAAAAGCCCUGAAGCUAAAGUUGAAAGUAGAUGAAGCUAAUUAUAAUUAACCAACUGCUUAUACCGGUAAGCAAACUACUUGAAAAUUUGAAAAAAAUUUACUCGUGGCUUCUGUAUUUUAUUUACAGGAUGUAGUUGGAUUAAAAAAAAUAAGUAAAAAUAAUUAUGAAGUAA